AUGGAGAGUGUUCAGGACGAAGACGAGAAUGACGCCCAAGACCGAAACAAGGAUGAGGCUCAGAAUGGGGUGAAAGACGAACAAGUCACGGCAAGGGAGCGGGUACAGGUCGAGCCAGUCGUCAGCGAAAGGAUGCUGGCCGACAUGGAGGCGGAAAAGAGGCAAUACCUGGGCACCAGCCUGCGAUGGGCGCCGCUGGAGGAGCGGCUGUUUGAGAUUCUCUUUCUGCGACAGGAGAUUCCGCUGCUGCCGAGCUACUGGGAAGAGUACUUUCUGCCGUUUCCCAUGCCGGAGGCCUGCUACUGCUGGAGGAAGGACAUGAAUCCGGUGGUGUACGCGCAUGCGAACAAUACGUGUGUAGCUACCGUAGCACUGGCGAGACUCAUCGAUCUCACCGCAGACAUUCUCACGACCUGCCAAUCUGGCCUCCGUUCGAAAGCUCCCCAGAUGAUCAAGAAGUCUCUGGAAAAGUUCCUCAACUGGGCUGCCGAGGACGGCGGCUAUCGCCAUCUAGAGUACCUUCCCAACAUCAUCGUCGAGAUUGUCGACAGGCAGAGAGAGGACAUGCCUCAGACGGCAGCAUUUGUGGAGAUGCGCAUGAGGGACCUGGCGAGGAAGCACCGUCAGAAGCUCGCCAUCAAGCCGGAGAAGGAGGAGGGUGAGCUGAUAGGGCGGCGGUCUGUCAUCAAGCCAGAGUAUCACGGGGAGACCUCUGUUAUUGAGAGCGAUGCCGACGAGCCGAUGACUCCCGAAUCGAAUGAUCCAGCCGGGGGCCCGGUAAACGUCAAGCAAGAGGACGACGACGAAGGCGAGGAGAUACGAGUUGCUAUCAAGAGGGAGCUGCACAGCGAGUCAGACGACGACAUUGCCAUGGCAGACAUCCCCUUGGCUUCGUCAUCAGCAGCAAAUUCUUCGUCAUUGCCGACGCUGUAUCGUCGUCAACCACCCGUCAUUUUCGGCUUCUUCAUCGUCGGGGCAGAAGUCAUGCUGCUCACCGCAGAUUCUUCCAAAGACGAGGCGGCCAUGAACCUCUCGCUGCAGGUGACGCUCAAUUUCGAGGACCGCAGCCUGAGCAUCUGGAAUGCCCUGACGGUGGCCAUUGUGGUGUGCCUCGCGAGAGACGACAUGAUGCAGAGGAUGGAUGAUUUUGAGGAGGCGAGGGUUGUCGAGGAGAGUGAUCCUGAUGCUUGA
Messenger RNA from Trichoderma reesei QM6a, 1191 nucleotides. RefSeq lists its product as uncharacterized. The record is from RefSeq and is a predicted model, not a curated record. The transcript is spliced from 3 exons. Lineage: Eukaryota; Fungi; Ascomycota; Sordariomycetes; Hypocreales; Hypocreaceae. Bases 1 to 1191 code for a protein of 396 amino acids.